AAAUUCGCCGAUUCCGGGCGAAUUUGAAAUGCGAAUUUUAUACUUUUUUUUUCUUCCGCCCCGGGGGAGCGGGAAACUUAAAUACGUUCCGUUUUAGGUGUUAUUGUGUAAGUUUGUUCUCUUCGUUCGGUGGUUGUGCUGCGGGGGUAACACAAUGCUGUCCACGAGCGACUACGCAUUUGUCGUCACAUCAUCGCAAUCAUAUUUCGUCAUUGCAUUAAUUACAUUUCAUUUUAUUUCUUGACAAAAACUACUUAAAAAAAAAUUAUUGGAUGCAAGUCAAUAGAAAAUAAGGCGGCAAAUUUAUACAUUUAUUUUUGUUUUCUUUUUAGCACGCGCAAAGGAGUUUGAAAGGCUGUACGAGGAAGUCUAUGGCAUAUGGUCCUUAGAGUGGCGGCUCUGAGAUUCUAUAUGUCUAUAGUCAGUUAUGUAUAAAGAGAGAAUGUUCCAUAGAUUUGUGCGUGCUAAUAGGAACACAAAAAAUAUUUAUUUGUACAGAUAAACUCGUAAAUUUCGUUACGUACCAGGAAACGUUGAGCUAAUUUUUGCAUGCAGCGUUGAAAGUAGUUUCAAUCCUAUGUUUACAUACAACAUUUCUAUGUUAGAAUGGAAUUUGAAGUAUUCUUUACAAUGUGCGUGCACUAUGUAAAGAAUUUAAAAUCAAAUUUCAAAAAGCUUCACUCGAAAAAAAAAACAAAAAACGGUAUAAUUUUAUAAAGCAAAGAGUUUUUAAUCGCCUUUUAUUUUUAAUCCACAGACACACGCCGCCACAGCCACUUCAAAGGUCUUAGCAUCAUAAACUUCAGGUUUAGCAACAAGGUGUUGCAAAACGAGGUGCACGAGGCAGUAUUGAACCUGCACCUCCAGGAGUUGGAGCCGCGUCUGAACACGACCAUAGACCCUGAGGAGCACAUAACCAUAAACAUGCAAGUCAGUAGAGUGACGCGGAAUAGUCAAGGAAGUAAGGCGUCGGUGCCAUAUAGUGAUAACUCCGUGAAGUUAACCAGAAGGGAGCUGAGGGUCGGGAAAUGGCUUAAGGUGAACGUGACCACCAUGGUGGCGGAAUUCUUCAGGCUCCCGCGGGAGUUCUUAGCUAUAAUUGUGAGAGUACAAGACUCCAGGAAUAGAAUGAGCUUAGUCGUUCCGCACCCGAGUUCAGAGUCAAAUAAUGCACUGGUACCCUAUAUAGAAGUUAGUCUUAAGGACAAUUCACACACGCGUACCAGACGCACAAUCGGCAUGGAUUGCACCGAAAACACAAAGGAGGUGCGAUGCUGCCGAUACCCCCUCGUCGUGAACUUCGAGGAGUUCGGCUGGGACUGGAUCAUAGCGCCCAAGUUGUACGACGCGAACUACUGCAGCGGCGAAUGCCCGUACAGUUUCCUGCAGAAGUUCCCUCACACGCAUUUAGUCCAUUUAGCCGCGCCCCAAGGCAGCGGCGGCCCCUGCUGCGCCCCCAGAAAAAUGAGCAGCAUCAGCAUGUUGUACUUCAACAAUGAUCUGAACAUCAUAUACGGGACUAUACCAGGCAUGGUCGUUGACAGCUGCGGCUGCUCAUAGCAGGCGGUAGCUUACCCUGGCUCCUCACGAAAGUGAUAGUAAAUAAAUCUUCCAAAAUCUCUUUCAGUCAUGAUCUCUUUAGUCAAGUGUUGCCGCAAAAUUAAAAAGCAUUUAUUUUUUUAUUAGUUUAUGUUUUCGGCCUAGCAAGUCACGCUGUGUUCUUUGAAAAAAAAAAACUAGGAGCCUUUUUAUUAGUGUUGUGUCUAUCGCUAUGUGAUAUUUUGAAGGUUGAAGACUGGAUAUCUAAGUGUUGUGUGUUGCGGUGCGAGUGACCAUAAAUGUAAUAUAUUUAACAUUUGUACCUACAAAAUAGAUUAAUGUCAUCUUCUCUCAUACUGUUAGCGCUGUAAAUGAGAUUGUAAAGAGGUUUUCGGUCAGAGUUUGUUUUAAGACCACGACAAGUGUAAUCUGGAAAAUUUAGCGCACUAAAACUUAUGUUCGGCUAGUAUUAUUGAUCUAUUUGUUAGCUUAAUCUUAGUGUCAUUAUGUAACGUGUAAAGUAAACAUUCUGACUCUUAAGCCUGUACCUUCAUGCAUUUAAUUAUUUCUCAUUUUAUGUAAGCAGCAUUGCAAAGGAAAUGUUCCCUUAACUUUCCUCAUCAAUUACAGAACAUAUUAUUUGUUCGUAGAUUUUUUUUUAUAAUUUCAUCAAAGAAAAACCAGGAAUUGUCAAAUUUUGUUUUUCUUUUUUUUGAAAUGGCUUGCUGUGUGGGUUACUGCGAUUCAGCAAUUACCAAGUGGUUCAAAAUUUAUUACUUUAAAUAUUUCUGCAUUUUUAAAACACAUGUCAAAUCAGGUGCUAUCAUUGUCAGCCUAGAUAUAAAGUAUGUAAUGAUUAGAAAACUUGAGCACAUUUUGAUGCUCUUCGAAUUAAGUGUAUACAAUAUAGAAAUAUUCAGGGAUGGAGCAUGCUUUAGCAAAUUACAGUGUAUGUUACCUAUAAUAAGCAUAUAUUUUUUCUUUUUCCCAUGGUUAAACUCGUAUGUCCAACAGAUAUAAUUUGUCUUGUGAUCUAACUGUCUUGUUUAAUGAAUACGAAUUCAGACCAGAGACCAAUUUUUAAGAUUUCUAUCUUAUUUUUUUUUAAUUCUGAAAUUUUAUUUCUCAAAAUGAAGCAGUAGUCUAUUGUCGAGCCUUCAUGAUUUAAUGAUCUAAAUCUUGUUCAUCUUCACAAACAACAAGUAAGAUCCAAUCAUUAAAAAUAAUUAUAAAAGAGGAGCUCGAUACUUGAAGGCACUUUUCAUGAGUUGAUCAUUUAAAAAAGAAAAUAAUUAUCUUUGAUGAUCCCAAAAUUCAGUACAACGCUGUGUUCUCUUUUUAAAUACGCCUAAUUAUUACGCUAAUGUCAAAAGUUGCUUCAAUUAUCGGCUCGACUUCAGAUAGCCGUGGCGGAGACGAAUAGUUUAUUUUUUUUAUUAAAUCAAUAAUCUUUUUUAUUUCAACCUUUGGCAGUUUCGUUGUGAGGAGCGCUGAUAGUGGCGUAUGUAAGUUCAAUGAUAAUGCAUUAAUUAUAUUGUUUUAUCAAGCAUUGCUUCGUUGGUCUCGAUUUUUAAAUGACGUUCUCCUUUGCUACAAGUCCCUUAGCAUUCAUAGAGAGUUGCUGUCGAUUUGCGACGUUUUAGAUAACUUUGUCUCCAUCCCUAAAUACUUCUAUUGCGUCAUCAGAUUUUAAACACAGUUCAGGAGAUAAGCCUAAGUCGUCUCCUGAAAGUCUUCGUUAAGAAAUUCUUAAUCGAAACGUUUCCCGAGUUAACUUUAAUCAUUAAACAAUCUUAAGAAAAUUUAUGUUUAUAUGUAUGGAUAAGAACAGUUAUUUAUUCAACAUCAUUGUCAUCGUCAUCUUAAUUAUCGCUAAUUACACUUCAUACCUACAUUUUUUGCAGCUAAAGUCUAAAAAUUUCUAUGCAGUAUUCCUAAGGAUUAAUGCCGCGUUUAAAACAAAAUAUGAAUCGAGUCUUAAAAUACAUCAACAAAUAACAAAAUUAAAGAAUAUGCACCAAAAUUAUGAUAGACAAAUUUAUUUAUUUGCUAUAACUUUUGUCUAGUUUUUCUUUCUUUCCAUGAAUAAAAAAGGCUAUAGUUUUUAUAGACUUUAUAUUUCGACAUUGGAUAAAACUCAUGUUUGUUUUCCUUUUAGCAUUUUCCAUUUACUUAAUAGCGACCACAAUCAGGAAUGUCAAUUUUAUUUAUUUAUUCAUUAUUGUUUUCGCAAAAAGUAAUAACACCAGCUUUAAUCAUACUUAAAAGUUAACGAUUGACAUCUCUGAGGCGUCCGUUAUUGAUUAAUUUCUCGUAAACUCGUCUUACUCAGCUUCCCCGCCAUUUCCAGUUUCUGUCAUUUCUCCUUUACAUAUUUUAAUGCAACUUAUCUCUAAGUAGGUUAUAAAAAAUUCAAUGUGUUUCUAUUUUUAAGCAUAAAUUCUUACGAAAACAAAUCUAUAUUAAAAAUAUAUGUAUGUGUAAUUAUAUAUAUCCUAGCGGGUGGUACUUUAAUAGGUUUUUUAUAUAUAAAAUAUAUUUUCAGUGCCUACCCAACAAUUGUUUAGACACAUACUUAAUUGUAAUGUGACGUAUUAUUUUGGCGUGAUUUAAACAAAUAUAUGAUGAUAAUAAUUAUUAGUUUGAGAUGAUAUUUUUUUUAAUGUAAUAAUUAAGUUUUAGAAAAAUUGUCGGAAGUUAGAAUUUCAAAAAAAUUAUAGAUCUCAUUUUGAGGCAAAUUUGUGCCUUUCUAAAGAUCUCCAUUGCUUUUGGUUAACCAACAGAAAAACGAAAUGUGUUUUUUUAGUCUUUAAGUUUGUCGUCGUAACUUGAUUAUUAUUGUCGGAAAAAGAAAAACUAACAUUUUGUCGUGUUGUAAGCUCUACGAAAUAAAUUUCAACUCAUAUUUUUUACGAUUUGUAUUAUUUUGUGGGUGUAGUCUUUUUAUAUGGAAAUAUAUCUCUAUAAAAAAUCUGUGAUUUUAUUGAUUUCUCACUUAAAUCUAA
Messenger RNA from Chilo suppressalis (striped riceborer), 4544 nucleotides. NCBI's taxonomy places the organism in Eukaryota, Metazoa, Arthropoda, Insecta, Lepidoptera, Crambidae. The record is from the annotation of a GenBank genome assembly.